AUGACCCUGUCAGUGGCCCUGGCAAUCGAUCUUGUGACCAUCACAAAUCUCCCAUCCCGUCUCACAUUUUGGAGGAAGCCCCCGGCUGAUGCGACAUCGGUGCCCCGGUCCCUCCAUGAUGUGAGGAACCGUACCAAUGUACCUCCAUACCAUUUCUACAGUUGCUUGCUACAUAUAAAUCCGACCUCACCGUCUUACACCGAAGUCGGUGAAGAACCGUUCUCCCUUGCUUGGGCGUCAGGAAGCGUGCGUGCCGGUGGUUGCUCCACCUACGUGUGUAUUGUAGCUGCCAUAAGAGAUUCUUUUCUCGCUUCGAACAAAAGUUCAUCUGAAGCUGUAGCAUUUGCCACCAAGCUUGCCUCCAGUCCCGGAUCCGAAGAUCAAGCCCGAAUCUCCGUUGUUCGAGACAUCUAUCUCAGAUCAGCUCUACACAGCGAACAAAGCAUAACCUGA
Molecule: messenger RNA, 453 nt
Organism: Fusarium oxysporum Fo47
Lineage: Eukaryota; Fungi; Ascomycota; Sordariomycetes; Hypocreales; Nectriaceae
Exons: 4
Coding region: 1-453 (150 amino acids)
Source: RefSeq, a predicted model, not a curated record